Lolium perenne is the source of this 2140-nucleotide messenger RNA. Lineage: Eukaryota; Viridiplantae; Streptophyta; Magnoliopsida; Poales; Poaceae. The record is from RefSeq and is a predicted model, not a curated record.
AAACGUGUCACCUGAAAAUGGACUACAUCCUGCAAAUCUGCAAAUUUCCAUCCGUGCCGUCAGAUUCGCUACAAACGGUCAGAUCUUGUGUCCUAUUCCACCACCAUGCAGUUUGUAGAAACCCCCCUAGACAUCUAUCACAUGCCUAUUCUAUCCUUGUCCCCUUGUGCCUGGUACAGCAGCAGUACCACGAAAUCCCUUUCUUCUCCAUCUCUUUGCUCCCAUUCCCCAUCGGAGAUCGAGCAGGCUCCAUGGCUACGGCGCCCCGGCCAGCUUAGUCCAACACACCACCUCCCAGCUACAUCCUUGCUCGCACGCAGCUCGAAGCCUCGCUUCUCUGCCUCGCUUCUCUGCCUCGAUCUGUGCGCCGCCAGGUUCGAGCUCGACGCCGUUCAACGAUUCGUUCUUGUGCCGCCCGAGCGCACUUGGUCCACGACGCCGCCGCCUCCUGCCUAGAGGAAGCAGGGGUUCCAUUUGCAUCAAGCAGCAAGGCCCUCUCCGUUCAAGCUACAGGAUGUAUGCGUGGAACAUCUGCAUCUAGGGUUUCUUAUUUCAGUUCGUACUCGAGACUACGACGAGGUCGCAUGGAUCCUGUGGAGACUGAGAUGUCAUCAUGCCCUAUGGAAACGAAUGAGUGUGAUGAUGCCGAAUCCGUUGUUGUAGCGAGCUCUACGAUAUCAGAUGGCUUUAGUACACCAGCGAGCAGCAGGAGCAUCCCUUUUUGUGUGACCUCCUGGACCCCGGAAUGUGAAGAGGCAAAAAAGCCAGCCAUAGGCAUGCAAUUCAAAGAUUUGGCUGAAGCUGAGCACUUCUACAAGUCGUAUGCCCACAGUGUUGGUUUUUCUGUAAGGAAAGGGCAGAGUAGAACCGUGGGAAAUGAACAAGUGUGGAAGAGAUUCUAUUGCAAUAGGCGGGGAUGGCGAUCAGAGAAAGAGGAAAUCAAGAGUAAGCGCAAGACAAAAAUUACUAGGUGCGACUGUCAGGCAAUGAUAACUCUAAAAUGGAAAGACAAUAAGUACAUUGUGACAUCAUUUUUUGAGGAUCAUACACAUGAGUUGGCCUCACCUAGCAAACAACAAUUCCUGAGAUCCAAUAGAGAAGUUAGUGAAAGUGCAAAGAGUUCAUUGUUCACAUGCCACACAGCAAGCAUUGGCACAUCUGCGGCAUACCGUUUAUUUCGUGUCGGCGAGGGUGGUUUUGAGAAAGUUGGUUGUACAAAGAGGGAUUUUCAAAAUUAUCACCGUUACUUGAAAUGCGCCAUAAAUACCUCAGAUGCACAAAUGUUCAUUGACAAUCUAGCAAGGAGGAAGGAAGCCAACCCAGCAUUCUUCUUUGAUUACAUGCUGGAUGAGCAAGAGCCAUAUUUGAUGAAGAUGGACAAAAAUGUGCAAAAAAAAAGCCAUAUUUGAUGAAGAUGGCAACCUCUUGGAAGAGAAGAUCAAGAGCCCUCUGGAUUUAGAAAUGCAAAAGAAAACUUCUGGUGCACGCAAAGACUUCGAAGAAUCCAUUCGAUUGGCUGCGCACUCAGUUGAAACCAUGGACGUAGUUACAACUUGUCUUGCCAAUCUUGUGGAUACUGUAAGAUAAAUGGUUCCAGUGGACAAACAAACAAGGAAGGAUGAACUUGAGUCUUUCCUCGGCUGUAGCAUUCCCGCCCACAUUGAAAUACACCCACCAUCUGAUGUUCGCUCUCCUGGGAAAUGCAAUAGAAUUAAAGGACACUUGGACAAGGGUGGAAAAAAAAACAAGGUCGCUGGGAACAAGGAGAAGGGAAAGACAAUACGGAUGUGUUCUUUAUGCCACCAGUUGGGUACCCAUGAUAAGCACACUUGUCAUACAAAAUCUACAUUGUAGCAUGCUGAAAUUUGAAGCACGCAAAUGCACUCCGUAUUCAGAAGCAAAUGCCGCGACGGGAUAUCAGCUCUCUCGCAGUAUUUAAAAUAUGUAUAUACUAUCUAGAAUGUAUGUAUUAGUUAAUAUUUCUAGAAGACUGGAACUAAUCUGAAUGCAAGUAGAUGCUGCGACGGGAUAGCAGCUCUCUUGCAGUAUUCAAAAUAUGUAUAUACUAUCUAGAACGUAUGUAUGAGUUAAUAUUUCAAGAAGACUAGAACUAAUCCGAAUGCAAGCUUUGUACUGGCCA